AUGCAGUUGAGGCGAUAUCCGAGAAUGGAACAGGAGAAUUUUGAGGAAAUCCCCUCGGGGAUCAGGCAACCCUGGGAGCACUCAAAGUACUUCGAUAAACUGAAGAGUCCGUGUUGCAAUCAAGGGGUAUAUAAGGAGCACGAGAGGUGGAACACUUUACCGUUUUACGGAAACCCACAUCAGCCUGUGUUUUUUGUGGCUAGACUCGCCCUGCUGAGUGAGCCACCAAUGCACAAGCAAAUUCUCUUCGUGCUUGUGAUCUUGACAGUCACCGGCGCCUACGCAGGUCCCGUGGCUGGCAGAUCCAGGACGCAAUGCACUUCAUACUGCCAAGAAACUGGAAAGUUCCAGUACUCCCCGGGAACGACAUACGUAUAUGGCUACGAAUCUGAGGUGACAUCGAGCGCUGGAGGGGAAACCUCUCCCCCAAUCCAUCUUUCGACCAAGGCUGAAAUCACGGCUAUCACCGCUUGCGAGUUCUCUCUUCAGCUGCGGGACGUGCAGCUCUCCGGAGAGAAUGGGGAACAGCUGGAGCGGGAAUUGGAGAAGAGACCGCUGCGAUUUGCCUUCCAGGAUGGCAAAGUGGAGGCUCUCUGCCCCAACGAUCAGGACUCUUCCCUUGUCCUGAACAUCAAGAAAGCCGUCGUCUCCCUCUUCCAAAACUCAAUGCAGGAACUGGACAAAGAACAUACCGUCUCUGAGACGGACGUGGCAGGCCACUGCGAGACGAAGUACACAGUGACUGGAAACAGCUGGGGCAGCAUCACCAUCAACAAGCAGAAGGAACUCGACACCUGCACGGGUCGACCCCGACCCCUUGCACCCCUUCUCAGCACCCAGCACUCCCGUCUUGGAUCCCUCCCAAUCCUCAAGAGCUCGCACGAGUGCGAGCAGCAGAUCCGGAACCAGAGAUUGGAGAAGGCGACAUGUCGUGAGGUCCAUGUCUUCAACCCAAUGGAUACCGAAGAAGGACGAGUGGAGACAACAUCAGUCCAUUCCAUUGUCUAUAAGACCGAGAGACCCGCUGAAGAUUCUGGAUUUGACAUGAUCGGAAAGCAGACAACGCUGUUGUUCGAGCACGAUCAAAAGUCAAGAGGCGAAGGAGAGGAGGAUCGGGCGCUGCAGCUGAUCGCUGACCUCGAGGUAACCACCUUGAUCUCAGCCCAGAAGGAUUCUCCGGCCAUGUUUGGACAACUCCUGGCAACACUGCAGGACUUGGACGUCCACCAACUCCGAAACGUCUAUGAGGAAGCUGCUAAGACCGAAAGAAGCAGGAAGAUCAUGAGAGAUGCUUUGGGACACCUGUCCACGACAGCGGCCAUUUCUCUCGUCCGAGACCUCAUCAUCACUGGGAAAAUGUCCGAUCUCGAAGCCGACUCCUGGCUCACAUCCUUGGCCUUCAUCAACCGACCCACCGAAGACAUGAUCGCCGCCUCAGUGUCCGCGGCGGAACUUUGGUGGGACCCUCGGCGGACGGCCCCUUCCUCCAAGGAACACAAGACCAUCAUCAUGGCCACUCUCAAGGCCAUCGGAAAUGCCGGCGUCAAGCUCUCUGACCCUAACACACUCGUCUUGUGCGCCAAGGAGGAGAAUCCGAUGGAAGUACGUGUGGCAGCAUUGGAUGCCUUCAGAAGGCUUCCUUGUCAAUUCGAAACCCAGAGACCACUUCUUGAGGUCUACAAGGAUACCAUGCAGGACUCUGAACUCAGGAUUGCUGCCUAUUUGACCUUGAUGAAAUGCCCAACCACCUCGGUCGUUGACUCUGUCAGAGAUGCUCUCGAGUCCGAACCAGUCAACCAAGUCGGCUCUUUCGUCUGGACCCACCUGACCAACAUCCAAGAGAGUUCUGACCCUAGCAAACAAUAUGCCCGAGACCUCCUGGCCUCCGAAUUCCUCCAGAACAAGUUCAACACCGACGCAAGGAAGUUUUCUCGAAACUUCGAGGGAUCCUUCUUCUCUGACGCCCUUGACAUGAUCGGAAAGCAGACGACGCUGUUGUUCGAGCACGAUCAAAAGUCAAGAGGCGAAGGAGAGGAGGAUCGGGCACUGCAGCUGAUCGCUGACCUCGAGGUAACCACCUUGAUCUCAGCCCAGAAGGAUUCUCCGGCCAUGUUUGGACAACUCCUGGCAACACUGCAGGACUUGGAUGUCCACAAACUCCGAAACGUCUAUGAGGAAGCUGCUAAGACCGAAAGAAGCAGGAAGAUCAUGAGAGAUGCUUUGGGACACCUGUCCACAACUGCGGCCAUUUCUCUCGUCCGAGACCUCAUCAUCACUGGGAAAAUGUCCGAUCUCGAAGCCGACUCCUGGCUCACAUCCUUGGCCUUCAUCAACCGACCCACCGAAGACAUGAUCGCCGCCUCAGUGCCUCUUCUCGACGAACCAGUCCGACAACAAGCUCUCCUGGGCGUCUCUGCCAUGGUCCACCGCUUCUGCAGAGAAGAACCCGGAAAAUGCGACGCCUCCGAACCAGUGAAUCGCAUCAGGCGCCGCCUUGAAACCACCCUGGGAGCCGCCUGCCGUCCUUCUUCCAAGGAACACAAGACCACUAUACUGGCCACUCUCAAGGCCAUCGGAAAUGCCGGCGUCAAGCUCUCUGACCCCACCACCCUUGUCUUGUGCGCCAAGGAGGAGAAUCCGAUGGAAGUACGUGUGGCAGCAUUGGAUGCCUUCAGAAGGCUUCCUUGCCAAUUCGAAACUCAAACACCCCUUCUUGAGGUCUACAAGGAUACCAUGCAGGACUCUGAACUCAGGAUUGCUGCCUAUUUGGCCUUGAUGAAAUGCCCAACCACCUCGGUCGUUGACUCUGUCAGAGAUGCUCUCGAGGCCGAACCAGUCAACCAAGUCGGCUCUUUCGUCUGGACCCACCUGACCAACAUCCAAGAGAGUUCUGACCCUAGCAAACAAUAUGCCCGAGACCUCCUGGCCUCCGAAUUCCUCCAGAACAAGUUCAACACUGACGCAAGGAAGUUCUCUCGAAACUUCGAGGGAUCCUUCUUCUCUGACGCCCUUGGUGCCGGCGCCCAGGCGGAGAGCAAUGUCAUCUUCUCGACCCGAAGCUUCGUUCCUCGAUCCGCAAGCCUUAACCUCACUGUCCAUCUAUUUGGGGAGUCUGUGAAUCUGUUGGAUGUCGGAGGACGUGUGGAGGGGCUGGAGCCUCUGCUCGAGAAAUUCUUUGGUCCUGAUGGAGCCAUGCCGGAAGAGAAGGUCGCCGAGGCUCUGCAAGCCUUCAGGUUCAAGAGGGACACAGCCGAUGACAUCUACAAAGCAGCUGACGACGACAGCCCCAAAGGAUCUGCAUUUCUCAGAGUAAGCCUACCAGAUUUCACUCUGGAAAAAAUCGGCAGGGCCAAAUGCUUGAGCAAGACUUUUUCUCUAGGUGUUCGGAAACGAAAUCGCCUACAGCCGAUUCGAGGAUAUGGAAGAUCUGAACAACAAGAUGACCGGACUCAACCCCUUCGGAGUCCUUCACAUGCUGACCAGUGGCCAGGACAUGGACGUGACCAAGCACAUGCGAUUCCUCAACAUCCACCUCACCAUCCCCUUGGGCAACGGCUUCACAACAAGAUGGCCGGACUCAACCCCUUCGGAGUCCUUCACAUGCUGACCAGUGGCCAGGACAUGGACGUGACCAAGCACAUGCGAUUCCUCAACAUCCACCUCACCAUCCCCUUGGGCAACGGCUUCCCCUUGACCUUGGGAGUUAACGGGACCGCCACCGUUCGCCUUAGGGCGCAUGGAAACGCCGACUUCAAGGAAUGGAAUCUAGGCAAUGUCCAUCUCCAGGGAGAAAUUACACCAAGCGCAACGGUGGAGAUGAACGGAGUAAUGCGAGUGGAAGUAUCCCCAGGGAUGGAAUCCGGUGUGGCUUUCACCAGUCGCCUCUUCACGUCCACAUUUGCAUCUGGCCGAGUCGACAUCAAGGGCCGGAAACUGGUCUCCCUUCGUAUCGACUCUCCUGAGAAGAAGGUCGACAUUUUGGAAGUAACGUCCGAAGUCAAGAUGUUGGGGAAGAAGCACGACACGACAGCCGUUGGUGUGAAUACGAGGAAGAGCUGCACGGGCCCCGUCACCUCAGACCCCUUGGGAAUGGAGAUCUGCGCUGAGAUCCAAUACCCUGAUACCAUCUUCAAGGGGCCUUACAGUGCGUCCAUCUACAUGGACAAGACUGACUCCAUCGAAUAUUACAUCUUCGAAUACCGUUACGAUGAUCAGGACGCUGGAACACAAGGGAGGGUUUAUUCAGGCAGUGUGAAGGUGGAUACACCCGGAAGUGCCAUCGAUCGACGAAUUGGAGUUUACUACACCUGGGAUCAGCCAGCCAGGCUCGUCAAGGCCACGUUCCACUCACCGAUUACUACCUUGGGCGCCAUCGCCAAGUAUUCGAACGACGAAGGGAUCCGAUCCGUAGAUGUGAGCUUCUUGACCAACGGCGAUGAAGCGAUGACAAUGACCGCAGGGCUGAAGACGAGCAAGGAUGGACGCGGGAUGCGAUACGAGCCCACCUUCAACCUCCGCUUUGGGGAGAACAAUCCCGAGGAGAAUCCGAUGGAAGUACGUGUGGCAGCAUUGGAUGCCUUCAGAAGGCUUCCUUGUCAAUUCGAAACCCAGAGACCACUUCUUGAGGUCUACAAGGAUACCAUGCAGGACUCUGAACUCAGGAUUGCUGCCUAUUUGACCUUGAUGAAAUGCCCAACCACCUCGGUCGUUGACUCUGUCAGAGAUGCUCUCGAGUCCGAACCAGUCAACCAAGUCGGCUCUUUCGUCUGGACCCACCUGACCAACAUCCAAGAGAGUUCUGACCCUAGCAAACAAUAUGCCCGAGACCUCCUGGCCUCCGAAUUCCUCCAGAACAAGUUCAACACCGACGCAAGGAAGUUCUCUCGAAACUUCGAGGGAUCCUUCUUCUCUGACGCCCUUGGUGCCGGCGCCCAGGCGGAGAGCAAUGUCAUCUUCUCGACCCGAAGCUUCGUUCCUCGAUCCGCAAGCCUUAACCUCACUGUCCAUCUAUUUGGGGAGUCUGUGAAUCUGUUGGAUGUCGGAGGACGUGUGGAGGGGCUGGAGCCUCUGCUCGAGAAAUUCUUUGGUCCUGAUGGAGCCAUGCCGGAAGAGAAGGUCGCCGAGGCUCUGCAAGCCUUCAGGUUCAAGAGGGACACAGCCGAUGACAUCUACAAAGCAGCUGACGACGACAGCCCCAAAGGAUCUGCAUUUCUCAGAGUGUUCGGAAACGAAAUCGCCUACAGCCGAUUCGAGGAUAUGGAAGAUCUGAACAACAAGAUGACCGGACUCAACCCCUUCGGAGUCCUUCACAUGCUGACCAGUGGCCAGGACAUGGACGUGACCAAGCACAUGCGAUUCCUCAACAUCCACCUCACCAUCCCCUUGGGCAACGGCUUCCCCUUGACCUUGGGAGUUAACGGGACCGCCACCGUUCGCCUUAGGGCGCAUGGAAACGCCGACUUCAAGGAAUGGAAUCUAGGCAACGUCCAUCUCCAGGGAGAAAUUACACCAAGCGCAACGGUGGAGAUGAACGGAGUAAUGCGAGUGGAAGUAUCCCCAGGCAUGGAAUCCGGUGUGGCUUUCACCAGUCGCCUCUUCACGUCCACAUUUGCAUCUGGCCGAGUCGACAUCCAGGGCCGGAAACUGGUCUCCCUUCGUAUCGACUCUCCUGAGAAGAAGGUCGACAUUUUGGAAGUAACGUCCGAAGUCAAGAUGUUGGGGAAGAAGCACGACACGACAGCCGCUGGUGUGAAUACGAGGAAGGGCUGCACGGGCCCCGUCACCUCAGACCCCCUGGGCAUGGAGAUCUGCGCUGAGAUCCAAUACCCUGAUACCAUCUUCAAGGGUCCUUACAGUGCGUCCAUCUACAUGGACAAGACUGAUUCCAUCCAAUACUACAUCUUCGAAUACCGUUACGAUGAUCAGGACACUGGAACGCAAGGGAGGGUUUAUUCAGGCAGCGUGAAGGUGGAUACACCCGGAAGUGCCAUCGAUCGACGAAUUGGAAUCUACUACACCUGGGAUCAGCCAGCCAGGCUCGUCAAGGCCACGUUCCACUCACCGAUUACUACCUUGGGCGCCAUCGCCAAGUAUUCGAACGACGAAGGGAUCCGAUCCGUAGAUGUGAGCUUCUUGACCAACGGCGAUGAAGCGAUGACAAUGACCGCAGGGCUGAAGACGAGCAAGGAUGGACGCGGGAUGCGAUACGAGCCCACCUUCAACCUCCGCUUUGGGGAGAACAAUCCCGUGGAUACACCCGGAAGUGCCAUCGAUCGACGAAUUGGAGUCUACUACACCUGGGAUCAGCCAGCCAGGCUCGUCAAGGCCACGUUCCACUCACCGAUUACUACCUUGGGCGCCAUCGCCAAGUAUUCGAACGACGAAGGGAUCCGAUCCGUAGAUGUGAGCUUCUUGACCAACGGCGAUGAAGCGAUGACAAUGACCGCAGGGCUGAAGACGAGCAAGGAUGGACGCGGGAUGCGAUACGAGCCCACCUUCAACCUCCGCUUUGGGGAGAACAAUCCCGUCGCCGCCUUCGAGGGAAGGCUGGACAUGCAGGAGGACAAAUACAGCAUGGAAUUCUCCCUCAGACAUCUUACAACCAGACCUAUCCUCAUCUCUGGUUCUGCUUACAAGAAUGAGGACCAGCUGAACCUCGAAGGGAAGAUCGACUCCUCGAUGGCGAACCUUAACGUCCAGGGCAGCGUAAAGAAGCAGGAAGGCAAAAAGAGCAUCCGCCUCAAUGGCGAGUAUUCACUCUUCCGAAGGGCGCCCGAGACAUUCUCUGUCUCCGGAAAGUACACCACGAACACGAAAGGAGCUCUGAGGGACCGAUCCCUCUUCUUGGACGUAAAGAGUAGCCAUCUGGAUGCCGCUAAUGUGGAGUUCGUCUGGAACGGCCAGGAAAGCCCCGGCCACACCGAAAACGACUUCAAGGUCCUGUACCUCGGCGAGGAAUGGAAGUUGGAACAGUAUUGGUCUCAUCAGCGGACAAGGGAACAGAAGGAUAUCAAUGCCAGAAUCACCCUCACUUCUCCCCAGAGAGGUUUCAGCACCUCCGUCACCUUUGAUCACAACGGAACUGAGAACAGCAAAGUUUCCAAAGCAGUUGGAAAGUGGAACGAACAUGAAAUUUCCUUCUCCAACGAGCACAUCACCGUCGACUCUCCCUGGAAGGUGAAAUCCCGAACGGAAAUCUCCCUCUUGGGAACCCUCCUCAGCCUUGACGGAACCGUGAAGGAAGACGGGAAGGGCAAGUACUCCGCCGAGAUCCGGGCAGCCAAGGAUGACCGCGAGGUCACUCUAACAGGCAGGUAUUCCGCCUUCAACACGGAGAUCGAGAUGAACCACGAAGUGGAUGCGGAACUCAGAUGGAACAGAGAGGAGACCCUAGGUUUCCAGGCCGCACUCAACAACAAAGGGAUGGAGACCGACUUCGUUGCAGCUGUGAGUCACAAGGGAAAGAAGUACGAGGUGAAGGCACACACGAACGUACAGAGCGAGAACUACAAGCUCGGGCUGGCUCUGAACGGACCGGGCAUGAAGUACGAGGCGGAAGGAAAUGCCGUCGUGCGACAACAGGAUGCCACCUUCGACGUCGAACUUCGAGGAGGCAAGAUCGUGACGGCUCACUUCGAGAUCGAUAACCGGAAUACAGAAGUGAUGACGGCCAAGUUCAACACCAUGUGGGACCGAGAAGGGGAUCCCAGCAAGAAAUUCGAGACUCGAUUCAAGGUGGAGAAGAACGGCGCCCGAAUUGAUGUGGAAUAUCCCGGACGAGUCGUAAAGUGA
This is a messenger RNA of Darwinula stevensoni, 7791 nucleotides long. The record is from the annotation of a GenBank genome assembly. Lineage: Eukaryota; Metazoa; Arthropoda; Ostracoda; Podocopida; Darwinulidae.